Messenger RNA from Rhipicephalus microplus (southern cattle tick), 541 nucleotides. Its product is annotated as U-scoloptoxin(01)-Cw1a. The record is from RefSeq and is a predicted model, not a curated record. Gene Ontology annotation, cellular component: extracellular region. Gene Ontology annotation, molecular function: chitin binding. NCBI's taxonomy places the organism in Eukaryota, Metazoa, Arthropoda, Arachnida, Ixodida, Ixodidae.
CUAGCCGCUGUGGUCGGCGCUGUCCCACGGGCUCGUCGCCAGGCCGUCAGCCUUCCCGACGGCGUCGAUCUGCUACUCGGCCGUGCCGUCCAGUCCAACUUCCAGUGCACCCGCGACGGCUACUACGCUGACGUAGAGACCAACUGCCAGGUGUUCCACGUGUGCCGCGGUGUGACCAAGGAGGACGGCAGCAUGGACUACGAGCACCACGCUUUCGCCUGCGGCAACCAGACCGUCUUCAACCAGGCUUCCUUCACCUGCGCCUUCACCGAAGAGGCCAUCCCGUGCAGCAGCGCCAAGGACUUCUUCUACCUCAACGAGCGUCUCUUCCAGGACAAGGACACCCCCAUUCUAGGAGACGAGGAGGCCCAGAAGGCUGCUGAAUUCUACCCGGCCCGCGCCGCCGCCGCCGCCGCCGCCAAGGCGUAAAAAAGGCCACAUGCGAAUGAGUGUGUUAGGACUGAGUGUGAGAGCUUGUACAGUGAUACGUAAUUAACCGAAUGUUGUACAGUGAUACGUAUUAAAUCGGGUAUUCCAAUUU